Molecule: messenger RNA, 2933 nt
Organism: Octopus sinensis (East Asian common octopus)
Lineage: Eukaryota; Metazoa; Mollusca; Cephalopoda; Octopoda; Octopodidae
Product: protein angel homolog 2
Exons: 5
Coding region: 252-2426 (724 amino acids)
Molecular function (GO): 3'-5'-RNA exonuclease activity
Source: RefSeq, a predicted model, not a curated record
AACUCUGUGUUAUUGUUUACAAAAUUUCCACUGAGAUUCAUGGCAGAGAGAGUGGGGCAUAUCCUCAACUGGCUGCCAUUGAUGUGGCUAAUGUCUCUCACUACUACCCCAGAAGACGAAGCCUUGAUUAACGACUGUUUAAAAAAUAUAAAAGAACAUAAUGUCUAAAAAUGACAAUGGAAUGCAUACUCAAGGACCCCAAAACUUUCAGUUGGCAUUAGAAUAAAAGAGAAAUUCCCUCCAGACACCUGAUGAAGGCUGAAGGGUAUGUCAGCCAAAACAUAUUAACAACAAACAAGAUGAGGACAAAUAUCCAUCAAAUUAAAGACAUGACUACAUCUAACAACCAAUCUGAUGGCAUUAAUGAUGAAAUUGUAGUGGAAUCUAAUUCACCGAAAGCUUCGUCAUCCAACCAUUAUAAUUCUUCUGGUGCUCGUUGUAAUGACAUUUUUGAAAUUAAAGACAGUGAAUGCAUUGUCGUUGAUGCCAUAUCAACGGCUGCCAAUAAGGAACCGAUUUACAUUGAUCUCACUGCACUGUCUGAUGAGGAAGACGAUUCCAUUAAGGAACCAGAUGGUUCCAAUAUGGAAGCAGACAGUUCCAAUAUGGAAACAGAUGGUUCCAAUAUGGAAACAGAUGGUUCCAAUAAGGAACCAGAUGGUUCCAAUAAGGAACCAGAUGGUUCCAAUAUGAAAGCAGAUGAUUUUAGAUCCCCAAUUGUUGAAUAUCGAGUCGGUUGCAAAGGAAAGCAACAGUCUCGUGCUGUUUUACCCCCCAAGUGUGCCAGCUAUAAAAAUCAUUUGUUACAGGGCUUAGCCAGCAACUGUCUGAAGACUCGUAGCUCUCAGGACUUUUACGAGCUUUGCUCCAUUGAUCCAGGCCCAUUUGCCAUUAGACACAGAAGCAGUUCUGCCUUGCACCGCAGGCGUGACAGUCCUAUCCAAGCUCAUUGUAGCACGGAAUCUCUUCCUGGUCAUUUAGAUUCUGGACGACCAUGGAAACUGAAACAACCAAACAACUUUAUCAAUUCAUCAGAGCCCUGUUCUGAUUUCUUUAAAAUGUUUCAUCCACCGAGGACAGCUUAUACAGAACGACAAAAGAAAUUCUCUCGUCAUUGGAACUGGACAAAUUUUGGCAUCAAGUAUCACCAAGAACCAAGACAACAAUGUGGAUUUGAGUUUAGCAUUAUGUCUUACAAUAUACUUGCCCAAGAUCUCUUAGAAUAUCAUAAAUAUCUGUAUACAUAUUGCAAAUCUAAAAUCCUGUCCUGGGAAUAUCGAAGAUGGUGUUUAUUGAAAGAAAUCGACACACUUAGCCCAGACAUUAUGUGCCUUCAAGAAGUCCAGCAGGACCAUUAUGAAACAUUUUUCAAGCCAGAGUUUGAAAAGCGAGGUUAUGAAGGAGUAUUCUGCCCCAAGUCAAAUUAUCAAAGUGAUGGCUGUGCAACAUUCUAUAAAAUUAUCUUAUUCGUUCAGAUCUCUUCUGAUCAAGUUGACUACAUGAAAGGUGGUGUUCUGGACCGUGGCAAUGUUGGCUUAAUUGUUGGCCUAAAGCCAAGGAAUCUUGCAUUUCAAAAGAACAACAGCUGUUUCUAUGUGGCCAAUACACAUUUAUUAUUUAAUCCUCGUCGAGGAGAUGUUAAACUUGCUCAACUUAUUGUUUUAUUAACAGAACUUGAAAAAAUUGCUUUCAAGUGUAAAAUAAGUCAAGAGAAAAGCAUUUACCAUCCUUUCAUUUUGUGUGGGGAUUUCAACACAGAGCCUUUCAGUCAAAUUUAUAACUUUAUAAUGUCCAGUUAUUUGCGUUAUGAAGACUUGUUGAUUCGAGAAAUGUCUGGUCAGACGGAUGAAAUGUAUGGCAGGAAUAAUUAUUUAUCGAGAGAUUUCUUCCCAGGUCAUUUAAAUAUCAACAACUGUUGUCAAUACAUUCAUGUCUUUCAAAGAAGAAAUGAAGGAUGUCCUGACGAACAGACAGAAAACUCAGACGUAUCUCCAAAGGAGGAAACUGUUUGCUCAACACCGAAUGACGACGCUGUCGACAGAGAAGACAGUAGGGAAUCCUCUUCGCGGUCACGUGACAGGACUUUUAAGGAACUGAUUCGGCCAUUCCAAAAGGGUGUAGUCAAACAUUCUUUUAACUUGAUGUCAGUCUAUAAGCAUGUGACGCAGGUGAGGGGACGCUUUCGCAAUGAAGUGUCAACAUAUCAUAAUAAAUGUUGCUCAACAGUGGACUACAUUUUUUACACAGUCGACAGCAAAUUGCUGCACAAACCGCAAUGCAGCAGCAGCACUGCAGAGGGGAAACUGAAGCUGAUAUGUUACUAUCAGUUACCCUCUACACAGGAGGUCAAGGAGUUCGACAAGCUCCCCAAUACGCAGCUGGGCUCUGAUCAUUUCUCACUAUUAGCAUCCUUCCUUUUGCUCUAAUUUAUGGUUCCAUGUUUGAGCCCCAGACAUGCUAUACAUACAAAAGCUUCUGCACACACACACACACACACGAAUUUGCCAAGCUUUAACUAACAAUUCAUUCUUCUUAACCCUGAAACAUUCUUCUUUAUUCUUUUAAUCUUUCUUUUUUUCCUUCCAUUUCUCUUUUGUUUUGCAGUUUUAGUUUUUACAUCCUUCACAAACUCACACAAAUAUAUAUUGAAUUAAAAAAAAAAGAAUUUGAAUGAAUUAUUUGGGUUUAUCUGCUGCUGCUCUAUUCUCCUCCCAUUCUGCCAAUCCAAAGAACUCCUACUGCACAGCUGUUCUCCAGGUUCCCUUCCACCCUAUCCGUAUAGUGUUCUUAAUAAAUAAAGAAAAAAAACCCAGUUAAUAUGGAAAACGCAAACAAUUUUGGUGGGAAGUUUGUUUAUUUUCUAUAUUCAUCUGUGAAACAAAUUAUUGUUUGCUUUCCAUGGAAGCUGACUAAAUAAAAAAAUUUUUAAAAAC